This is a messenger RNA of Pestalotiopsis fici W106-1, 825 nucleotides long. RefSeq lists its product as uncharacterized. NCBI's taxonomy places the organism in Eukaryota, Fungi, Ascomycota, Sordariomycetes, Amphisphaeriales, Sporocadaceae. The coding region runs from base 1 to 825 and encodes 274 amino acids. The transcript is spliced from 2 exons. The record is from RefSeq and is a predicted model, not a curated record.
AUGGCUUUUGCCUGUGGUACCUGUUGGCGGACUUGGCCGUCAUGGAGAUCUCGCGACCAACAUGUGGCCGACACAUUUCACGAGGUCCCCGACUUUGAAUGCGAAACUUGCCACCGCUACUUCCGUAGCCAGAGAGCCGUCGAGCAGCACAUGAACGAUCUCGGCCACUGGAUGGAGUCUUCUGACGAACCCGAGUUUUGCUGCGACUAUGACUCCUGCUCCGAAGUCUUUGAUGAUGAAGACUUGCUUCGAGAUCACGAGGUAGAGGAUCAUUUCUACUGCGAUGCAUGUGAUAGACAGUUUCAAGACUUUAAUAGCAUCAAGAUGCAUCGUAAUAGCCGAGUACAUCGGGGUACAAACGCAGCAUGCCCAUUCUGUCGCGAUUCCUUCGUGACAGCAGCCGGCGUGUUCCAUCAUCUCGAGCAAGGCGGAUGCUCAAAGGCGCCGCUGAAUCGCAUCCAAGUCUACGAAGCCGUCAAACGCCAAGAUCCAAACGGCAUCCUCACCGAGCGUCUGCGCCAUUGGUCCACUGAGACCACUUUCGAAGCCACAAUAGACUCGUGGAAUCCCGACACCAAGGCUUUCGAUUGUUACCUCUGUGGGGAUGGCUUCAGACGUCUUGAUUCCUUGAACCAACACUUGCGGUCGCCAAAGCACCAAGAUAAGCUCUAUCACUGCCCAAAGCCCAGUUGUCGUAAGGAAUUCGGUUCACUCGCCGCCGUGACUGAGCACCUGCAGAGCGAGAGCUGCAAUUUCAUGCGGUUUGAGGAAGUCCAGGAGACGGCGAAGCGCAUUUUCGAUCCCGGCCGCAUGAUUGCUUUCUAG